Molecule: messenger RNA, 1919 nt
Organism: Athene cunicularia (burrowing owl)
Lineage: Eukaryota; Metazoa; Chordata; Aves; Strigiformes; Strigidae
Gene: TMEM200B
Product: transmembrane protein 200B
Exons: 2
Coding region: 506-1810 (434 amino acids)
Source: RefSeq, a predicted model, not a curated record
GGUGUUUUCUAGGUAAAACUUCUCAGCAGAGCGCGGUGACUGGUGUUACUUCCUGCAUUUCUGCCUGUGCAUCCAGCCUCCUCACCUCUGCCGUCGGCCCAGGCAGCCGAGUCCUCUUCCAGUUGUGGCUCUUGGGGAGGAGGGGGAAAACACCCUGUGCCAAGAAACUCCAGCCAAGGGCUUUGAAGCUUGCUGAGGUCCAGCGGCAAGAAGUAAGACCUCGCAAUGAAAAGGGCUGGGCUGUUUUAAUUGCAAACAGCGUUACUGGCUUUGCUUGUUAAACGACUGCACGCGCUGCCUGGCUGCACCGCCGCCGCGUCCAAGCCUGUCCCACGCAAGCAGGAGCUCACGGCAGCUGCUCCCAGGGUCUGGAGAAGCAGCUUUUGGAUAUUUCUCCCCAAGAACCAAAGCACAUGACGGAGCAGGGGAAGGCUGAGCUGUCCUUUCACCAGGAGUGCUCACUUUGGGGUGCUUUGGGCAAGGAAGAGCGGCCAAGCUGGAGACGAUGACGGUCGAGAGCGCUGAAACCAACGGACCCAUGCGGGAGCUGGAGGCCGGGGGGACGAAGCCACAAGUGCCCCCCGCCCCGCCCCGGCGCCGGGGCCGCAGGCUGCGGCACAAGUCACCGCCGGAGGUCCCCGUGAAGGGGCAGCUCCGCAUGCGCUCGCCGUCAGGAGCCUUCGUCAUGGUGGGCAUCUCGGUGGUCCUGGUGGGCAUGACCAUUGCUGUGGUGGGCUACUGGCCCCACCGGGGACCCGCGGGCACUGGGGCCAGCAUGGGGAAUGCCAGCACUGCGGGGGACAUGAGGAGGGAGGUGGCUGCCGGGCGCCACGUGCCCCACAGCGAGAAGCUCAAGCUGAUCGGCCCCGUCAUCAUGGGCAUCGGGCUCUUCAUCUUCAUCUGUGCCAACACCAUGCUGUACGAGAACAGGGACAUGGAGACCCGCAGGCUGAUGCAGAAGGGGCUCUACUGCAUGGCGGGGGGUCUCCCCGAGGGCUCUGGCCCCGAGGUCGGGCACUGCCAGCACGGGGACGGCCAGCCCGUCCCCAAGGCCAAUGCCGAGUGUGUGGAGGGCUGCUACCAGGUGGAUCUUUCCUGCCAGCCCUGUCCCGGCCCCGGCAGCAAGUGGUCUGACUGCUACGGCCCCAACAGGCUCCAGACCACGGCCGAGUUCCUCCAGCACCCAGCAGCAUCCCCCGCCGCCUCCCUCCUCAGCCUCCGCUCCGGCACCUCUGCCGAGGCCAACCUCAGCCUCUCCUGCCACGCCGGAGCCGAGUCCCUCCUCUCCUCGGCCGUUGGCGCCUUGGCGUUGCCCAUCAUCAAGCUCAACAACCGCUUGCUGGAUGCGGCAGCGCGGGGGGCUGGUGGGAGGGUGGAGGGGGGCCCCACUGAGCCCCCCCGUGAGACACCACAGCUCCCCCAGGCUCCACUCUCCGGAGGCAGCAGCAUCACACCCCGUGGCCAGGACUGUGGUGGUGGUGGUGGCCACAUCAUCAUCAACGUGGAUGGCAGCUGUCCCCGUGCGGAGCCGGCGGUGGCAGAGCUCAGCCCCGAUGUGCAGCUCCACACGCCGGGACAUUCCAAGUCCCUGGACCUCGGCCAGCCGGGGGUGCUGCUGGUGGCCCCCAUCAAGGACCGUAAGAACCGGAGCUGGCCCCGGCUGGACCACAUCAGCCUGGUGGGUUACGCCAAACUGGAAAGUACUGGCGAGUCCUCGGACCGGCUGCUGGAGCCCAGCGAGCCCCCGAGCCGGGGCGAGCCCCGACCCAGCUCCUGGGUGGUGGGGGUGGAGCAGGGCACACAGGUCUGACAUCCCCAACGCCCUUGGGGACCGUGAUGUCACCAUCCCUCAUCCUGGCCCCCAGCACCCACCAGCGACCCCUAAACCCCACGUCCAGGAGGGGUUCAGUGAUGGCGUU